GGUUUAUUUUGAACGGAAAAUUUUCCUCCUGACUAGCAAAUAACCCGAUGCCGGUAUCCAGCAAAAGGGAAGUCCAAAUCCAGGCAAAUGUUCCAAACAAAGACAUUUUCUUCUUCUUUUUCUCUCCUCUCCCAUCCCUUUCCUUCUUCCCACACGAAACCCUCUCUUUCUUUACCUCUUCCAAGCAUUCCGAACAAGAAAACCCAACAUUGCAUUGCUACAGAAGAGCUCUUCCCUUCUUCUCAACCCCACAAAGACGAAGAAGCGCUGGGAUUGAGAUUUGUUCGGGGAAAUAAGCUUCUCAAGGAGUUGGGUACUUGGGGAAUUGGUGGUCCUUGCAGGUACUUUGUUGAGGUUUUCGAUCAGACCCAACUCGUUUCUACCAUCAGAUAUUGUCGAUUGCGAUCUAUACAGUUUCUGAUUAUCGGUAAAGGCUCGAACUGCCUCUUCGACGACCGUGGCUUCAAUGGUUGUAUCAUACUGAAUCGAAUAGAUUUCCUCGAGAGGAUUGGACCCGGCGUUUACAGAGCUGGAAGCGGCUACCCAUUUAAUCGAUUGGGCAUCCAAUGCUCAAAUGAUGGAUUCACGGGACUUGAAUUCGCCGGUGGCAUUCCAGGAACUGUCGGCGGAGCUGUAUACAUGAAUGCGGGAGCUGAUGGACAAGAGACGGCAAAUAGUAUUGACAGCAUUGAGAUUGUUACGAUGGAUGGAAGACAGCAGGUGUUGAAUGCAUGUGAACUCGUGUUUGGUUACCGGAGAUCACCUUUUCAAGAAAUGGAAGACAUAGCAGCGAUCGCUGCAGUCACAUUUGGAUUAACAGCUUCAGUCAAUGCGAUGGAGAGGCAACGGGUGUACUUGGGAAGACGGAAGAAAUCUCAGCCAAUAAGGGAACGGAGUGCUGGAUCAGUAUUUCGGAACCCAUCAGGAUUGGGAAUUUCGGCAGGAGAGCUGAUCGAUAGGGCGGGAUUGAAAGGUUUAGAAGUGGGAGGUGCCAAAGUAUCCAACAUCCACACCAAUUUCUUCAUCAAUUUCAACGGAUCGACUUCCAUGGACAUGCUCGAACUCAUCAACCGCGUUAAAGAAGAGGUCGAUCGGAAGUUUGGGAUUGAACUUGAGGAAGAAAUACGAUAUGUACCAUACAAUUUUAAGUAGACAAAAGGAAGGUUCUUGAUAAGAACUGCAUGUGGGAGUGCUAGUCUUUUGUGUUUGUACUGAAGAAAAACACUAUGUAGGUAAAGAGAUCAUUAGCUGUUGUGACAAUGUAAGAUGGUUGAGAUUGGUGGGAUUAAUGAUUUUGUUUCCGGGUUUAAGGCAA
Messenger RNA from Magnolia sinica, 1315 nucleotides. RefSeq lists its product as uncharacterized. The record is from RefSeq and is a predicted model, not a curated record. The transcript is spliced from 3 exons. NCBI's taxonomy places the organism in Eukaryota, Viridiplantae, Streptophyta, Magnoliopsida, Magnoliales, Magnoliaceae. The coding region runs from base 88 to 1152 and encodes 354 amino acids. Gene Ontology annotation, molecular function: FAD binding; UDP-N-acetylmuramate dehydrogenase activity. Gene Ontology annotation, biological process: cell wall organization. Gene Ontology annotation, cellular component: cytosol.